Molecule: messenger RNA, 987 nt
Organism: Stereum hirsutum FP-91666 SS1
Lineage: Eukaryota; Fungi; Basidiomycota; Agaricomycetes; Russulales; Stereaceae
Exons: 9
Coding region: 1-987 (328 amino acids)
Source: RefSeq, a predicted model, not a curated record
AUGGCCAACCGAUCCAACAACAUGCCCCAGUCCCAGUAUCAGCGCCGUGGCAAAGGCAAACGUUCCCAAGCCCGAUCCAAUUACAACCCGUAUCGUCGCAACCCAUACUAUGAGUUUACGAGCCGUUUCAACGCCAACGACACUUUAGACCCCUUCUUUACCUAUGUUCGCCCAACGUAUCCGCCUCUCCGCGAAACGCAAUCCAACGGGCGUCCUCUUCCUGUUCUCCACAGCACGCUCGAUGCGUACGCGGCCUCUGAAGACCCCUCCUACAUCCCCAUGUCUCAAGAGUUGCUCAGGGCAGACAUGUUCGCUAUGGGCGCGAACGAGGAUACCCUUGAAAAGUAUAUGGCGGAUCACAACAAGGUUGUUCAGGAUUUACUUGACAGAUGUGGUGGUCAUUUACCGUCCAGAGGGCGUAAACCGAGACCGGGUGUAGAUGAGGUCAUGGUCUAUAACAUUCCGAACUCAGAUCUUGCGAUACGCAUUUGGGAGGGCGGCAUGAGGGACCUUGGGCAAUACUGUCUUGAUCUUGUCAGCCGCGCUCGUCGUGGAGAAGUCGUCAACACUCCGAAGGCUUGGAAGUUCACCUUCGUCCCGUUGCCGGGUACUUUCAUGCCCGGUGGGCAGCUGCUUCCUUGGGAGACUAACUUUGGAAUCCGGGAGCUUUGUGCGCUCCGUCUUGUCUCGCCCGCUUACGACGAAGAUGACUGGCUUGAGGACACUGUUACGAAAGGCGCCCACCGCGCGUCAGCCACUGCGUCGUUCCGUAACUGGCACGUGCAUCUGCUCUCGCUCGUCAGCGCCGUGCUUGACACUUCCUCUGCUGUAUCUCAUGUAAAUAGUCCUCCUAGCAUGUAUACCACUUCAGAUGUGGAUAUUGGGACCGCAGAUAGACUCAUUUUUCGGCAUUUCUUCUAUCUCCAUAAGAAGCAGGGCAUAUUGAAAGGUAAUUAUAAUGGUGGUUUUGGGGUGAUGGAGCGCUGA